CAACCACGUCUAUGGUGUCGAGUGAACAGCCCACUUGAAUGGGAGAGGAAAGCCAAGGUCUUACAGGACUAAGGCGAAAGUCUGCCUUGCUUGAGGAGGCAAACCAGGAACUAAAGCGAGUAAAAGAACGAAGGGACCUGGUCUCAACAUUGGCCGAAAGAGGCGGUGGCUUGCUGUUGCGAGGAUGGAGGCGAGAGCUGGAUCCAGACGGUUCCAUGGACGUGAGCAUCAAGGAACUGGAUUGGCAUUUGAGGAGGCUUGGGCUCUUGGACUUGACUGCCAAGAAUGUUGUUGGUUUGAAAGAGGAUGGGAUGCUUACCCUCGAGGAGCUGUGUCCAACCGAUGGUGAGCUCGUCAACCGCAUCCGCGACUGGAUAAAAGAUGUGUGGGGGAGUCCAGCAGAUUUGUGGCGGGCGCUUGAUGUAAAGCAGCUUGGAAAUCUUGACCGCGAAGGCUGGAUUUCUGCAUGCGUCGCGAAUGGGUUUGACGGAACAGCGCCAGAGCUGUCCUACCUUUUUGAUUUCAUAGACAUCGAUGAAAGUGGCCAAGUGAACAAGGAGGAAAUACUUUUCCUUGAGACAGAUAGUGAGGCAAGAGACAAAGCGAUCUUUGAGGAAAAGAUAAAGUCUCGUGGGCAAGUCCAGCGGCUGUGGGCCUCAGUGUACUGGUCCGAACAGCAUAAAGAGCUGUCUUCGUUGAAUAGGCCUUGGAUGGCAAAGUUCUUUGAAAGUCUCCCACCAUUGGUGAUUGUUCAGCGUCAAAGACGGCUGCGAGAGGUCAGGAGACGGCAGCGACGUGCAAAAGCCGUGUUCUUGCAAAAAUGCCGUGAGAAGUUCGGAUCAUGUGCACGAGCUUGGCGGCGGGGAAUUGAUCCUGAAGGCAAGUUCUACGUAGACAAGCUGACUUUGCGUCAUUUUUGCCGUGGCCAGGAAAUUGACAAGCACGUUGAUUUACAGUCCUUGUGGACCACUCUGGAUUCGGACAAAGAUGGUCGAAUUGGGGUGCAAGAUAUUUCUCCUCUUGGGGCAGUGGCAUUGGCCUCCUUCAGGGCAUGGUGUCGACAAAUCAGUGGGUCCUGCCGGGCGGUCUGGAAUCUUCCUGAAUUGGUCGAUGCCCGUUCUUCACCACAGAAGGAGGGUUCAGUGACAGUUCUGCUGAACUCCGAGCGGAAGAUUCUCCUGCGCAAGUUUGUGGAAUGUUUGAAGGCACUGGGUUGGAAGUGCAGCGGCGACCAGGCAGAAAUGCUUUCUGCACUGGACUAUUUCAACGUGGGAUUCAUUUCUGAGGCAGACUUGUACUGGUUGGACACGUGGGAGCCACCUCUUUUCUUGACAGCACAGGCUUCCGAAGAGGCUUGGAAUGAAAUCAGAGAGAUUCUAUUGGAAAUAUAUGGAACACCACUCAAUGCGUGGCGGCAUCUGGAUAUUGAUGGACAGAAUGAGGUCUCAUGGGCUGAGUUCGUUUCUGGCUGCAGGAGAGUACGCUUCAGAGGUGACACUGGUGGGGCCUGGCGAUUCAUUGACAGUGACGCUUCGGGAUACAUCAGUAUGGAGGAGUUCAGUCCAGACCAUUACAACGUAUUGAUGUCCUUUAAAGAGUGGGCAUCGGGCUUGUAUGGCUCUGUCGGCAAUGCGUUCAAGAACUUCGACAAGGAAGGUGAUGGGAUAUUGACUUUGAGCAUUUUGAGGCGAGCUUGCCAGAAAGGAAAAUGGGGAGGCGAUCCCCAAAUGCUUUUUGAUUGUCUGGAACCAAGCAGCUCCAAAGACCCAAAGCAGAUCACGGUGGAAGACGUUUCUUUCUUGGAUCUAUGGCCAGAUCGAGAGGAUGGACAGGAUCCGAACGAAGAUGUAGACGUCCUAGAUUCAGAAGAGGCCCCUUCAGAAGAGACUGAAGAAAGGCACCCAACUUCAGCGAAAGCAUGCAAGGCUUUCAAAACACCAAAGAUAGCACCCUCAGUGUUUGAGCGCCUUUAUCGAGUUCCAGUGAGACGAAGUGCAUCUGCCCCGGCACUUAAGAAGGAGGACGUCGCCAUGAAACCAGAGCAGAAAGCGAAGCAAAUUCAGAGGACUUAUCAUCAUUCCUCCCUUUGGCGACAAAGACGGCAGCCAAAGACUGCGAAAAGCAAGCUGCCUUUGCUGGCCUUUUGGUGAACAUGUUAGUUAGAGUAACUUAGAUUACGAGGGUACCCACAUCCAAUUGAUUUCUGACGAGAGUUGAUCUAUUGUUGUUUAGUGUCUGAGUGUUUCUCUUUUGAUUAUUGAAUCAAACAGGUGUUGUCGUUUUCAAUGUGAAGGAUGUGUUAGCAGUCUGAGCUAGUUGUGCGCCCAGGAGAAGCUUCAAAAGAUCAGCGCUAAAUAUGGGGAGAUAGAAAUUUCUUCCACUCAUGGGCUGAAGAAUUAGUUUGGUGAUGUGGCCAGGUGAAAUAGUAGCCUGUGCAAGGAAUGCUUCAAGAAUAUGUUCUAAUCCACUGGUUUGCAAUAUGUUUGCUGCAGAUUGCCCGAAAGAGGCUGAGAAGAACGAGGCAACAUUUCCAUUGACAUCAAUCUUAUUCUGACAAAACUUCUCGGCUGUGUCCAGAAAUCAUGGACCAAGGGCCAAGUCACAGCUUGCCUUUCUUUGAUGUUUUGUAGAAUUGCUUUUGCUAAUCUAUGAUUGCGUACAGUAGUCAUGGAGGAAGACUAGUUUGUAGGUGUCUCACUGGCAUUUGUUUACCGGCAAAUGUCGGCUGACAGUAUUGAAAGACGUUAAAAAUUCAGUUCGGCGUUCAUCUCGGUUCCAACAGUGUCGAGCCACACUAUCAGGCCAUGCUUCAAGUUGCU
Messenger RNA from Durusdinium trenchii, 2819 nucleotides. NCBI's taxonomy places the organism in Eukaryota, Dinophyceae, Suessiales, Symbiodiniaceae. The record is from the annotation of a GenBank genome assembly.